AACUCGGCGAUACAAACACUCACACCCGCUCCUGCACGCCUGAAGUGUCGGCUGUCGACCGGCGGAAGACUGCAGGACAGCACCACUGCACCGGGACGGAACAAAACCUCCAGUCAGGCUGAAACCAACUAACCACUGCGGGAACAAGAGAGCCGUCAGGAAAACAACAUGAAGAAACCGCCGCUGACCACCGAGGCUUUGCUUUCUCAUGGAACGUAACAAUUCUUGGUCCAUGCAUCAGCCAGCUUUAUCCGGGCUGAUGCGGCCAAACAUUCAUUUAUUCCAAGACAUUUCCUGAGACACUUUCCUCCGUGCUUGAUUACACAGACAGGCAGACAGGAAGAGGACGUUAUGGACUGACUGAGAGAGUCAUAGCACAUGCGAACAAAUGAGUCACAUAUGAGAGAUAGAUGAUGUAACAGUGUCUGGGACAGAGUCUUCUAGCAAGACAUGAAGCUAAUUAGACCGAGACAGAGGGGAAAAAGUGUUUUUUAACAAGCUUUUGACCCUUGUUCAGUGACUUUGCCAAUGACAAAAACAGUUACAUUCUCAGGCAGCGGAGAGGUAAUGACCUAAUUCAGAUUAAAUGACCUCACGCUGAUAAGUAGCUGGGUGAUGGAACAUAAUCACAAAUGGCCUCUUAUCAUCGUGACUGGGGUGUGUGAGGUUACAUGAUUUUUGUGUGUGUGUGUGUGUGUGUGUGGAUGGCUGUCUAACUCAGAGAGGUGAGUUUUGAUGCUACUUGCAGUGAUGUUGCGGCGUGGACUACUAGCCUGGGUCUCCCGUGUUGGAGGCGUGCUGGUGCUCCUCUGCUGCUCCCUGUCACUCAUCUAUGUGAUGACCUGCAGUCCCCCGCACUCAGAUGACCCCCCACUGAGUCACGCUCUGCCUCGCGCUAGUCCCAACCACCCCAGUCUGGGGGGUAUAGGGCCAGGGUUGGCAGCAGGAGUCGGUGGGACAGGAGGAGCAGGAGCUGGACCUCCCCAAAGUGGCGGACCCCCAGGUGUCCAAUCUUACCAGGCGCUCCUCCAAGAGCGUGAGGAGCAACAUCGCCUCCACAUCUCCUCCUUGAAGAAGCAGAUAGCUCAGCUGAAAGAGGCUCUGCAGGAGCGCAGCCAGCAGCUGAAAGGAGUACAGGAGAGCCUGAAGAUAGCCGCUGGGGGCCCAGCAGAGGGGCAGGAAACUGGGGCUGUAUCCCAGGGAGGUGGUCUCGGGGAGGCUCAGGGAGCCAAGAGCCAGCAGGCGGACCUCCAGGAGUUCCUGAGGAGCCAGCUGUCGAAGGCCGAGGUGACCGCCGGGACCAGGUUGCCCAGCGAAUACGCGGUAGUGCCCUUUGAGAGUUUCACCUUGCAGAGGGUGUACCAGCUGGAAAUGGGGUUGACACGUCACCCCGAGGAGAAGCCUGUGAGGAAGGACAAGAGAGAGGAGCUGGGGGAGGUGCUGGAAACGGCUCUGCACAGCCUCAACUCGCCCUCAUCCCAACAAGACAGCAGGGGUGCAGCUGAAAAGACUCAAAGUAGCAAAGUCUACACGCCAUCUGACUUCAUAGAAGCCAGGAUAUCCUGUCCUGCUCUGAUCACAACUGCAGGAAAUGAAGCCAGCUGCUCCUCAUUCACAGUUGAGCAUCUCUUCAAACAUGGUAUCACUCGUACAGAGAAGGACAAAGGGACGCUGUAUGAGCUGACGUUCAGAGGGGAGUCGAGUAAUGAAUUCAGGCGCCUGAUCCUCUUCCGUCCCUUUGGGCCGCUGAUGAAGGUGAAAAACGAGAGGGUGGACACAGCCGGCGUCCCGAUUAACAUCAUCGUCCCACUGUCCAGACGCACAGACAAGUUCAAGCAGUUCAUGCAAAACUUCAGGGAAGUCUGCGUGCGUCAGGACGGCCGGGUCCAUCUGACAGUGGUGUAUUUUGGGAAAGAACAGAUGAGCGAAGUGCGCAGCACACUGGAGAACACAUCCAGGGAAGUUAAUUUUAAAAACUACACCCUGCUGCAGCUGGACGAGGAGUUUUCUCGAGGACGGGGUCUAGACGUCGGGGCCCGAGCCUGGAAAGGAGGCAACGUGCUCCUUUUCUUCUGCGACGUGGACAUCUACUUCACCGCUGACUUCCUCAACACCUGCCGCCUCAAUACGCAGCCUGGCAAAAAGGUGUUUUACCCGGUGUUAUUCAGCCAGUACAAUCCCACUCUGAUCUACGGAAGUCCUGAGCACAUCCCACCUGUGGAGCAACAGCUGGUGAUCAAGAAAGACACAGGGUUCUGGAGGGAUUUCGGUUUCGGUAUGACCUGCCAGUACAGGUCUGACUUUAUCAACAUAGGAGGCUUUGACAUUGACAUCAAAGGCUGGGGUGGUGAAGACGUCCACCUCUACAGAAAGUACCUCCACAGUAACCUCCUAGUGGUCCGCGCGCCGUCUCGUGGCUUGUUCCACCUGUGGCACGAGAAGCAUUGUGCUGAUGAGCUCCCUCCAGACCAAUACCGUAUGUGCAUGCAGUCCAAGGCCAUGAACGAGGCCUCGCACGGCCAGCUGGGGAUGCUGUUCUUCAGGCACGAGAUUGAGGCUCACCUUCGCAAGCAGAAACAGCAAAACUCAAACCCCAAGAAGACAUGAAGACUUGCACCUGAUUGAGUUGAGUUACAUCAUCGCAAUGACUGCAGUCAGAUCAAUUCAACUGAACUGAACUACAUCAGAUUUAAGAGGAAUAGCUCAACAUUUUGGGAAAUAGGCUUAUUCUCUUUAGAGUUAGAUGCGAAGAUCGAUACCGCUUUCAUAUCUGUCUAUUAAAUAUGAAGUUACAGCCAGGACAUGGUUAGGAUAGCUUAGCAUAAAGAUUGAAAGCAGGGGGAACAGCUAGCCUGGCUCUGUCCAAAGGUAACAUCUAUGUUUCUAUUUAUUGACUAUUUCUUGGCCAGGUGAAGUGACUUCCACGUCCAAAAAAUAGCCCAAAUUGUAAUUUUUACACUAUUUACACACAGUUUUUGUACAGAUUUAAAAGAACAACAACAAAAAAAACAACAAAACAAGAUAAAAUGUGAAUUAAUGAGCUUUGGAGGCGCUGGUAAAUGGAUUUUGUUUCCUUUGACAAAGCCAGGCUAGCUGUUUCCAGUCUUUAUGCUAAGCUAAGCAAACUGUCUCCU
Messenger RNA from Thunnus maccoyii (southern bluefin tuna), 3134 nucleotides. RefSeq names its product chondroitin sulfate N-acetylgalactosaminyltransferase 1a (gene csgalnact1a). The record is from RefSeq and is a predicted model, not a curated record. Bases 736 to 2607 code for a protein of 623 amino acids. Gene Ontology annotation, molecular function: glucuronosyl-N-acetylgalactosaminyl-proteoglycan 4-beta-N-acetylgalactosaminyltransferase activity. The transcript has 9 exons. Gene Ontology annotation, cellular component: Golgi cisterna membrane. Lineage: Eukaryota; Metazoa; Chordata; Actinopteri; Scombriformes; Scombridae.